Molecule: messenger RNA, 1864 nt
Organism: Hibiscus syriacus
Lineage: Eukaryota; Viridiplantae; Streptophyta; Magnoliopsida; Malvales; Malvaceae
Product: alanine--glyoxylate aminotransferase 2 homolog 2, mitochondrial-like
Exons: 9
Coding region: 102-1538 (478 amino acids)
Cellular component (GO): mitochondrion
Molecular function (GO): pyridoxal phosphate binding; transaminase activity
Source: RefSeq, a predicted model, not a curated record
CCUCAAAUCAAAACUGAAUCUCCUCUGUAUCUUCCCUUCACAGUUUUGCGUUUUUAGUAUCCAAACAACCAAACGCAUUCCUACAUUUUCGACGAUAAAAGAUGCAGAGAUUUAUUCCGGUGAGGAGGUUAUUAACGGAAACUAAAUAUUCUCUCAGCCGUCAACGACGUUGCUUUUCUCUGGUGGCUCAGAAUGAGGUCGAUAACAACGAUGGCUUUGUUCCUAAAAUGCCCUCCUUUGACUACUCUCCACCUCCAUACACCGGUCCUUCCGCCGAAGAGAUCCUUUCCAAACGCAAGGAGUAUCUCAGCCCCGCCAUGUUCACCUUGUACAGCAAACCACUGAACAUAGUAGAUGGGAGGAUGCAGUAUUUGUUCGAUGACAAGGGGCGAAGAUACCUAGACGCAUUUGGAGGGAUUGCUACUGUGUGUUGCGGCCAUUGUCACCCUGACGUAGUAGAAGCAAUCGUCAAUCAGACCAAGCGCUUGCAACAUUCCACUAUUCUCUACCUCAACCAUAGCAUCGCUGAUUUCGCUGAGGCCUUUGCAAACAAGUUACCAGGCAAUCUCAAGGUAGUAUUCUUUACAAAUUCAGGGACAGAAGCAAAUGAGUUGGCGAUGAUGAUAGCAAGACUAUAUACCGGAUGCCAUGACAUAAUAUCAUUGAGGAAUGCAUAUCAUGGGAAUGCUGCGGGGACCAUGGGAGCCACUGCACAAAGUAAUUGGAAGUUCAAUGUUAUACAGAGUGGAGUUCAUCACGCUGUAAACCCAGACCCGUACCGCGGUGUCUUUGGUUCUGAUGGAGAGAAGUAUGCAAGGGAUGUCCAAGAUCUUAUCCAGUUUGGAACUUCAGGCAACAUUGCUGGUUUCAUUUCUGAAGCUAUACAAGGAGUUGGUGGAAUCAUAGAAUUGGCCCCAGGUUACUUGCCUGCUGUUUAUAGCACCAUAAAGAAAGCUGGAGGUCUUUGCAUUGCUGAUGAGGUUCAGGCUGGGUUUGCUCGCACAGGGAGCCAUUUUUGGGGAUUUGAGAACCAUGGGGUUGUUCCUGACAUAGUGACAAUGGCGAAGGGCAUUGGAAAUGGCAUCCCUCUGGGUGCUGUGGUAACUACCCCUGAGAUUGCGGCGGUCUUGACUCGCAGGAAUUACUUCAAUACCUUCGGUGGGAACCCUGUAUGUACUGCUGGAGGUUUAGCCGUCCUGAAAGUAAUUGAAAAAGAAAAGCUCCAGGAAAAUGCAUUUGUUGUUGGGACCUAUUUGAAAGAGAGACUAACAGCACUAAAAGAUAAAUAUGACCUGAUUGGUGAUGUUAGAGGAAAAGGAUUAAUGCUUGGAGUUGAAUUUGUCACCGAUCAGAAGCUCAAGACUCCUGCAAAGCUUGAAACUCUUCACAUAAUGGACCAGAUGAAAGAAAUUGGAGUAUUGGUCGGAAAAGGUGGAUUUUAUGGCAAUGUAUUUAGAAUCACCCCUCCUCUCUGCUUCAGUAAGGAAGAUGCAGAUUUCCUUGUAGAUGCAAUGGAUUACAUCAUGGCUAGGAUGUAAAGCAUCCGACUUCAAACGUGAAUGAAGAGAUCACUAUAUGAUGGUUCAUCCACAAAAGUUUCUCUAAGCAUAACACCCCUAUUGUAAGUGAAGAAAUCAUAGGUUUCUGCUUCAAUAACCUUAAUAGGUUUGGUACAAUGGUUUUAAAAUAGUAUGCUAUUUAUGAGUCAACAACUCGUUGGCUCUCCCGUUGAUGAGUCAACAACUCGUUGUCUCUUGUUCAAACUCUUCCGGUGUGGACACGAACUAGUUGAAGUAAAGAAUAAAGUGUGAUGGUUUAACUAUUCAAUACCUUUAUGAAACAUCAUUCACAUCAAAACAUUUUG